CAAUGCUGAGCAAGGGCCUGAAGCGCAAGAGGGAGGAGGAGGAGAAGGAAACCCUGGCAGUGGACACCUGGUGGCUGGAUCCCAGUCUUCCAGCAGUGGCACAGGCACCCCCAGCCGCGGCCUCCAGUUCCCUCUUUGACCUUUCGGUGCUCAAGCUCCACCACAGCCUGCGGCAGAGUGAGCCCGACCUGCGGCACCUGGUGCUGGUAGUGAACACACUGCGGCGCAUCCAAGCGUCCAUGGCGCCCACAGCCGCCCUGCCUCCUGUGCCCAGCAUGCCUGCUGCCUCAGGCGUGGCUGACAACCUGCUGGCCAGCUCGGACGCCGCCCUCUCUGCCUCCAUGGCCAGCCUCCUGGAGGACCUCAGUCAUAUCGAGGGCUUGAGCCAGGCUCCCCAGCCCCUGGCAGAUGAAGGGCCACCGGGCCGCCCCAUAGGGGGCACCCCACCUGGCCUGGGUGCCUUGGACUUGCUGGGCCCAGCCACUAGCUGUCUGCUGGACGAUGGGCUUGAGGGCCUGUUUGAGGACAUCGACACUUCCAUGUACGACAGUGAACUUUGGGCGCCAGCCUCUGAGGGCCUCAAACCUGGCCCCGAGGAUGGGCCAGGCGAGGAAGAAGCUCCAGAGCUGGACGAGGCUGAGCUGGACUACCUCAUGGACGUGCUGGUGGGCACACAGGCACUGGAGCGGCCAUCGGGGCCGGGGCGCUGACUCCAGGGCUGGGAUGGUUGUCUGGCGACCAAACGGAGGCUGGCGGUUUAACCAACUCUCCUUGGAAAGACACAGCUGGCUCCUGCAGAACAGAGAGGGGGCUUCGGAAAGACAGAAUCAGUCGCAGACAGCUUCACCUCUGUCCCCUUGUCUCAGGCUGAUGCGGGGAGUCUGAGAUCAGCCCUCGUGAUGGAAUGAUAGGGCCUGGUGGCUGGAAUGUGAUUGGACCAGGCCUGAUGUUGGACUGACUCCCCAGUGGUCUUAGCCUGCGAUACGCUCUGAUGUGGGAAGAGACCUCAACCAGUUUUUUGAAAUUAAAAACCAGUCCUGGGAAAUCUCAA
Messenger RNA from Pteropus alecto (black flying fox), 1051 nucleotides. It is a transcript of the gene SERTAD1, whose product is annotated as SERTA domain containing 1. Gene Ontology annotation, molecular function: transcription regulator activity. Bases 3 to 710 code for a protein of 235 amino acids. Gene Ontology annotation, cellular component: nucleus. The transcript has a single exon. The record is from RefSeq and is a predicted model, not a curated record. Lineage: Eukaryota; Metazoa; Chordata; Mammalia; Chiroptera; Pteropodidae.